GAUUGCUCAGGCCUGGGCAGACUCCAGCCUUGUGUCUUUAAGGAGCUGGCUCGUCCGUUGUCAACAGGCUGCGCGCGGACACGAGCCGUCGAAAGUACUCGGAACGUGGAAGUGACUCGAAACGUGAACGUGUCGAGAGAAAAUAACGUCAACUCGCUUCGGAAGUUCAGUGUUUUGCCCGUCGUUUUCAGACUUAAAGUGAAACCCCCGCUGGCACACGAAGCACAUUCACUGAGCAUCAUGGCCAUGUGAAACUUGACUCUUCAGAAGCAGAUGCGAGUCCCAGGCUGGAUUGAAUGGCAGUGAGGAUCCAAGCCCGGGGACUGUGUGUGAAAGUGUAAUCUCUGCAGAGGAAAUUAGAUGAGGAAGUGACACGACUCGAGCAAAUAGUUUAACCAGUUAAAUGUUUGGCGAUCCUGACUCAAAACGUCUAGAGCAAGACUCAGUGGGAGUACUGCAAUGACCAGUCGGCAUCUUGGCCAUGCAGAGAGCGUUAAUUCCACAGACAAACAGCCAUCUGCUGUGGCCCCCAAGCUCCAUGUACAGCGAUCGCUGUCAAAGGACAACAUCACAAUCCACUUCUCAGCCUUUGGGAAGGAGGAGGAGGAGGAGGAGGAAGAAGAGCUGUACAGUACAUCUGUGGCCACUACCUCAACCGUGCAGGAUGCCUCAAAUAUCGUGACAGCCGUAGAAGCCAGCGAGGUGAUGUUUGAAGGAGUGCAGAUGGACUCUGCAGCCAAGGUUGCUGUAAUUCCUGAAACAUCCAGACUUUCUCCUGUGUCGAGACAUCACAAUGUCAGUUCUCCCACACAAUCUCCAUCAAGGUGUACUGCUGAGCAAAAAGGCUUAUUUUCCAGCUCCUCCCCCACUAAAUCUUUGAGCUUUCCCUCAAGUGAAAAACCUUUUCUCAGUUUGGUAAAGUCUCUUUCCUCGGAAGCCCCUGAGACUCAUGACAGAGUAUCUUCUGUUCCUGCUACAUCAGUGACGCACAGGCAUCUCAUGAAGACUCUCGUCAAGUCUUUAUCUUCAGAUGCAUCCCAGGACUCCUCCUCAUCAACAUCCUACCGUCUUCCAGAAUCCCGCCUUAACCUGCAACUUUUCAAGCAAUUCACACAGUCCCGGAUGCCCUCUGCUUCCAUGUUGUCAGCUGGUGACUCUAAAACUGCCCCUUCCUCUCCUUUGACCUCAACCGAUAGCCGCAGCUUCUUCAAAGUCUCAGAUGUCGAGGCACGAAUUGAAGACACUAAGCGUCGUUUCUCUGAAGUCAUCUCAGAACCGCUCCAGAUGCUGAGUAAGAUCAUCGAUGAAAAGAGCAGCAGCUUGGUUAGCGGCAGCAUUUACCGGCCAAAGGCCCUCUCUGUCAGUGCCUCAGAGCUCUCCAACAUUUCUUCUAUCAAUGGUCACCUGGAGAGUAACAACAAUAAUUGCAUCAAGGAGGAAGAAGGAGGCUGGGAGGAUGAGAGCUCCAACAGUGGGGCCUCUGGUCCACCUGAAGCCCUGGUUCCCUCCUCUGUGGACAGUAAGAGCCUCAACCCACCAUCUUUACUUUCUAUUUCAUUGGAAAAUUGUUCUAUGUCUGCUCUUGCUAAACAGGAGGAUGAGGACUUUUGCAUCCUGCACAGUGAGGACUUUGAAACUUGUACUGACACAGAAGGAGAUGGAAGUGAUAUAACUGAUGAUACUGGAACUGGAAGUCAAACCAAAGUGCUACUAAGUGGUAGUACUGAACCGUGCAGUGAAGAUGAAUCUGAAAGUACUGUUCCAGUACCUAGUGUCCCUCACUAUACUCUCAUCACCCUCACUGUAAUGGUCUAUGGGUACUUUGUGUUACCUCUGCCCACCUAUAUUGGAGGAAUGCUACUCGGGGUUGGGCUUGGAUUUCUGUUAGCCAUCGGAGUAGUGUGGCUAACAGGACCAAGACCUUCUGGUGGUUUUAGAAAUUCCAGACACCAUGGGAAACUUUGGAAUCUGACCAGGUUGGAAAUUAAGGAACCAGAAAUCUACAAGGGCUGGAUGAAUGAGAUAUCAAACUACGACCCAGAGACGUACCACGCCACACUGACCCACUCUGUCUUUGUCCGGUUGGAGGGCUCCAUCAUUCGUCUGUCUAAGCCCAACCACAACAUCCCCCGCCGAGCUGCACACAAUGAGCCAAAACCCGAUGUCAACUACAUCAGUCAGAAGAUCUAUGACGUUACCAACAGCAAGGUAUACCUAAUGCCUCUGAGCCUGGCCAGGAAGCGUGUGUGGAACAAAAAAUACCCUAUCUGUAUCCAGCUUGGUAAACAAGAUGACUUCAUGUCAAAGGCCGAGGGGUGGGAUGCCGAUGAGGGCACGAGCAUAAGGGACAGAGGAGAGGGCAGUGGAGGACCACAGGAGCGAGGAUCUGCAUCUUCAUCCAGUAGAGACCUGACCCUUUACUUGUUUGCAAGGACUGGAAGGGAGAAGGAGGAGUGGUUCCAGCGGUUCCUCUCAUCUUCCAAGCUCAAGGCCGACUUGAAGAAAUCUCCCAGUGUUGCAGGGAGUAAAAGUGGUCAGAGCGCUCACAGCCGCAGCAGCAGCCGCAGCAGUCUGGACGAGCUUCUUAAUUCUCAACCAAGGCCAAAGGACUCCUCAGUCCCCACAACAGCAGCAGGUAGUGCCAAAACCAAGUCGAUGUUGGACUACAGUGUCUAUAUGGCCAGUUUACUGCCAGAACAGGUGACAGUCAGCCCUACAACUGCCAGCCCUGCUGUACUGAGUCCUCAGAGCAGCCCGGGAGCUGACAAGAAGCUUCAGAACAGCACUUCAGCUCAGGUGCAGCCCAGAGGGGAGGAGGAGGCUGUUGCCUGGGUGAAUGCUGCUCUUGGUCGGGUCUUCUGGGACUUUCUGAAUGAACCUUACUGGGCUGAACUGGUCUCCAAGAAGAUUCAGAUGAAGCUCAGCAAGAUACGGCUGCCUUACUUCAUGAACGAGCUUACCCUGACAGAACUGGACAUGGGCUCAGCCACUCCUAAAAUCCUUUGGGCAUCCAAGCCUUCAAUUGACUACAGAGGGCUGUGGUUCGACCUGGAGAUUUCUUACAGUGGCUCCUUCCUGAUGACCUUGGAGACUAAGAUGAACCUAAUUCGCCUGGGCAAGGAGGGAGAGAGCCACCGCUUAGGGGAAGAGGGCAAAGAUGGAUGCAGGCCACGGACUUACUGUCUGGCUGAUAGUGAUGAAGAGUCGUCCAGCGCAGGCUCAUCAGAUGAGGAAGACUCCUCCGAGCUCUCGAAUGACUCUGCAGGAGCCGAAGGUUUGGUUGGAGGCCACAAGCCGAGCAAGAUCAUGCGCUUUGUGGACAAGAUUACCAAGUCCAAAUACUUCCAGAAGGCCACAGAGACGGAGUUCAUCAAAAAGAAGAUGGAAGAAGUGUCCAACACACCCCUCCUGCUCACAGUAGAGGUGCAGGAACUGCAAGGAAUGCUGGCUGUCAACAUACCCCCUCCACCCACUGACAGAAUAUGGUAUGGCUUUAGGAAGCCACCUCACCUGGAACUGAAGGCGCGACCGAAGCUUGGAGAAAGAGAAGUCACUUUGCCUCAUGUUACAGACUGGAUAGAGAAAAAACUGAACCAGGAAUUCCAGAAAGUCUUUGUAAUGCCAAACAUGGACGAUGUGUGGCUGACCAUCAUGCAUACUGCCAUGGACCCUCGCACAGCCAGUGGACCAUCAGUUGUCUCCACAGGUGACACUGAGCCUUCACAGCCAGAGAGUGACAGCUGCAGCCAGCCAUAAAGAUUGUUUACAGUAUUUCCAAGAGCUUAUGAAGUCAAGAGAUGCAAACUGGAGCCAAAGUCGAUAUGUCAGACACUACUAUAAUACAGCCACAUUCCCGGGGGGUGAAUUGAAAGGGUUAUGGUAGAGUUGACCAAGAAAUACACUUUAUGACACACUAACUGUUGCUUGCUGCUCUGUUUAGUAGUAUUUACGGUGCCAGAGGAAAGGGUGACUUGUCUUUGAAGGAUUUAUAUAAUAACAAGGACCUAUUAAAUAGGGACAGAUAUGUGAAGAGAGUUGUGUGAGGUUUAAGUUAAUAAGUAUAUAUGUGGAUACAGAAGUUUAUAUUGUCCUUAAUGAACACUGAUGUGGAAGCAUUCACCAGAUACCUUACAGCCUGCAGAUGAGUCUUUGCUGCAGCUUGAAAGUGCGAUUGUGCAUCGUAGCCCCUUUUUAUAAUAGAAAAACAGCAAGUGGUGAUUUACAGUAUGAUAGUAUGUUGUGAAUGAUUACUGAGUGGAGGAGACAUGCAGGUUCCAUUGUUGAGGAUUAAUUGUAAGUAGGAGAAGGAAAGAAAAGUAUAUUUACAAAGCAGAAACACUUGGUGUUUUGUUUAUUAGCCAUAAAAUGUUAAACUUUUAAGUUGCUUUAUCUGAGCAGUUUUUGAUCAGGUGUUAACUAACAGUAUUAAUUUGUGCUGUGACCACACCCUGAACACCCCCUAAUCAUUUGCCAAACCCCUCUUUGUAUACCAAUGAUGCCGUUAAUCAUAUCUAUAUGAAAAUAUUGCUCAAGCGCAAACAGACGUUAUGUAGAGGGAAGCAUCAUUCACUCUGUAAAUUCCACUCUAAUGAAAACAAGUGCAAUGACAGAAACGCUACACAGGCUUUAGUAUGAUACUGUAUAGACAUGAUAUUAAAGUUUUUUCUGAUGAGAAGCACGAGGCCUCUUAACACAUCUAUUGAAUGUAUGUAUGAAUAUUUACUUUCUUUUGUUAAUGUAUGAAGUGGGUUAUGCUAAUUAUUGCACAAAUACAAGUGAAAUAUUUCUUUAUUUAUGAUAAACACACUCAUCUUGCAUUUAUUUUCCCAAAUGUGUCUUUCAACCAUUAUGUUGAUGAAGUGGUGUGUAAAUCUAUUCAUCAGUUAUACAUUAUGGGCGGUAAUGUCGAUAAUGAUGUUGGAAGUAAUUUUACAUGACCAUUUUCUAUACGCGACAAUGCUUUCAUAAUACUCUACCUGCCAUACUGAAUUCAGAAAGACACACAGCUUGGGAAAUAAUACUUGGGUGAAGUGAGUAUACAUACUCUGUAGUAGAGCAUUUAUUUCGAAGAAUGUAUAGUCUUAUUAACAGAUAUCCUUUUUGAGACGGCCGUUUAACGCUGUUUCUAAUCUUAACCAAAGUCCUCUGAUUGAGCCGACCGCACCAGAUCUCUCAUCUCGAAGGUACACACCCUGCAUUGGUAUUGAUGUUGAAGGUAACAUUUCCAAAUGUGCUACAGUAACUGCAUUAACAUUGUUUACAGGAAAUUAUUACCUAGUUUUCAAUUAUUGCUCUUGACACUGUCUAAUGGAAUUUAUUUAAUUUUUUUCUGUAUAAUUGACUUAGCCUUUAUGCCCUGACUACUUUUUGAUGAGUAUUUGUUUUGAAUGACUACAUGAGGUUUGCUGAGGUUGUAUUUUUUUUUCUGCAUCUUUGAAAUAAACAGAAUCAAAAUAAGAAUUUUGAGGAUACAUGAAGGUUGUGUUAUGAUUUGUAUCCGUGGGUUAUGAGUUUUUAGAAUGUAAAAUUGUAUUUUAAGGCCAAAUUCAGUGAUUACAUGUAUCUGCCUUAUUUAUAGAGCUAAAUAAAUCCGUUGAUGAAAAAAUA
Molecule: messenger RNA, 5607 nt
Organism: Platichthys flesus (European flounder)
Lineage: Eukaryota; Metazoa; Chordata; Actinopteri; Pleuronectiformes; Pleuronectidae
Product: testis-expressed protein 2-like
Exons: 14
Coding region: 460-3756 (1098 amino acids)
Cellular component (GO): endoplasmic reticulum
Molecular function (GO): lipid binding
Source: RefSeq, a predicted model, not a curated record